AUGCAGCGCGCCAACUUCCUGACCACGAUCUUCUUUGCUUUCGUGCUCCUCUUCGUCGCAAAGAACGUGCACGCCGCGGCCAUCCCUACGCCAACCAUCGACGGUGGAUCCGGUACACACUCCGAGCGCGAUGCAUUGAAUCUGCGAGCCGGACCCCAGCCACAUGCAUCGUUUCCUACGCUCAACCCCGAGGCUCCUCUACCUGAACCUCUCGGGGCGUUGACCACCGUCGACGGCGCAGUCAUACCGAGGAUCACCACUGCCGCUGUUGUGCCCUCACCAAUCAUCACCACCGCUGCCGUCGUGCCCGUAUCGAGGAUCACUACCGGCGCCGUCGUACCCGCAACCACCAUCGCUGCUGCGAUUGCCGAUGCCUCGACCACCAACGAUUUCGGCAUACCUGUGCCAGCGACCACGAGCGAUGCGGUCGCGCGGGCGCUCCCAUGUCCCUCUCAUCGGUUAGUCUGUGCUUGA
Peniophora sp. CBMAI 1063 is the source of this 474-nucleotide messenger RNA. The record is from the annotation of a GenBank genome assembly. Lineage: Eukaryota; Fungi; Basidiomycota; Agaricomycetes; Russulales; Peniophoraceae.